AUGUUUUGCCUUGGAGAACUGAGCGUGCGGCCCUCCCUCGUGUGGGUUCUGGAACUUGGAGCCUCCGGCCCCAAGUUCCAAGGGCUCAAGCCUCCGCUCUCACGUACAGGCAUCUCCCGGGACAACUGGCACAAGCGCCGCAAGACCGGGGGCAAGAGAAAGCCCUACCACAAGAAGCGGAAGUAUGAGCUGGGAUGCCCGGCUGCCAACACUAAGAUUGGCCCCCGACGUAUACACACAGUUCGUGUGAGAGGAGGCAACAAGAAGUACCGUGCCCUAAGAUUGGAUGUGGGGAACUUCUCCUGGGGCUCUGAAUGUUGUACUCGCAAAACAAGGAUAAUUGAUGUUGUCUACAACGCCUCCAAUAAUGAACUGGUCCGAACCAAGACCCUUGUGAAGAACUGCAUCGUGCUCAUUGACAGUACACCAUACCGCCAGUGGAAAAAGAACGCAAAAAUCAGCAGUCUUCUAGAGGAGCAGUUCCAACAGGGCAAGCUUCUUGCAUGUAUUGCUUCCCGGCCAGGCCAGUGUGGCCGUGCGGAUGGUUAUGUGCUAGAGGGCAAGGAGCUGGAAUUCUACCUGAGGAAAAUCAAGGCACGGAAAGGCAAAUAA
Molecule: messenger RNA, 612 nt
Organism: Elephantulus edwardii (Cape elephant shrew)
Lineage: Eukaryota; Metazoa; Chordata; Mammalia; Macroscelidea; Macroscelididae
Product: 40S ribosomal protein S8-like
Exons: 2
Coding region: 1-612 (203 amino acids)
Biological process (GO): translation; maturation of SSU-rRNA from tricistronic rRNA transcript (SSU-rRNA, 5.8S rRNA, LSU-rRNA)
Cellular component (GO): cytosolic small ribosomal subunit; ribosome
Molecular function (GO): structural constituent of ribosome
Source: RefSeq, a predicted model, not a curated record